GUCGCUGGCUCCGGCAUCUCGAGUUUUUCCGUCCCUCUACGACGAAGAGCAUAUCCGACUCUGCCUAGCAGCUAUUUUGAGCUGUGUUGCUCAGCACUUGUCAUAGCCGCAUCAACGCUAACAUCGUGUACCGCCAGCAGUCCUCCAAAAUGGCGCAUCAGAACGGUGGAAACACAGUCUUGCUGACCGAGGAAGAGGCUCAGCGGAUUCGGACCACUGUAAAAGAGACACAGAAGAAAUGCUCAACGCAAAAGGGCAACGCCAGAGAGUUUCGGGAUGCUCACGCUACUGUCAGCCAGGCGACUGGUACCUCACUCAUGAUGGACAUGGGUCAAAUGACUGGACAGGGUCAGAAGGACACAAUCCCAGCUCUUGGUGUUGGGCAGGCCUACCCACCCAGCACCGCAUCCCUGGAUGAACUCAAGCCCAUGGCAUUUUCAGAACUCACAUUGGAGACUCAUCACCGUGGACGUUCUUUGACAGUGCAGCGUGCGAGGCGGUGUCCCGUGGUUGCUCUCGCUGCCCGCUCCUGGACUGUUGUCCAAGAUGAGGAAGAGAAGGAGACGGAACGUUUGGAGAUGGUCCUGCAUAAAACAACAGACGGCGAAGAUACACUUGAGUCGGCAAGGCGAUUCAUCAUCAAGGAGCCGUACUUCACACUGACGGAAGAGGGUGAGGCUACCCUGCGGAUCGACCACCCCUCCGAUCUCGUCAUCAUUAGAGAGGAGAUCGUGAAAGGCAGCUUGAGCGAGGUCGAGGAUGGAACCAAGGGGGACGAGAUUGCAAAGAAGUGCAAGGACAAGGGUAACGCGGCACUGCAAAAGAAGGACCUCCCUCUUACUCGGACAAGUUACAGCCAAGGACUCAAGGUUGCCAGGCAAGAGCCCGUCCAAAAGACGAACCCGGACAUCGCAAGAGACAUUGCACGGAACCGAGCUCACGCGCAUCUGCUUAUGGACCGACAAGACGAAGUCAUCGCCGACGCCAAGGCUUCUCUCAUUGGUGCCGACGAUCAGAAGUCCAAGGAACUCGACAGCAAAGCCUACUUCCGCGCCGGCAGUGGUGCUUACAACCUAGGCCACUUUGAAGAGGCCAAGCAGUACUUUGAAAAGGCCCACGAACUCGCACCUGCGGAGAGAGGCGCGGCAGUCUAUCUGCGCAAGGUGGAGAUGCGGCUUCGCGAACAGGAAAAGGGAUCGUACGACCUGCAGAAGAUCAGGGCCAACCUCACCAGAGUCUCACCACGGGCCGACGCGGCAACCUUCACUGCGAAGACUGAGGUCAAGGAUAGCAAGGGACGAGGCCGGGGCUUGUUCGCUACCUGCGAUAUUGCUGCUGGUGAAAUAGUCAUGGUCGAGAAGGCUUUCUGUGUGGUCUGGGGUCACGAGAGCGAGGUUUUGACCGUAAUGACCUACGAUGUCCGCGAUGACAAGAUUAGGGUGGCACCCGUCGGCCUGACCAAGGCUAUCUCUCAGAAGCUUCUUAGGAAUCCUUCCCAAAUCGCAAAGGUCCUGGACCUUUACGGAGAUUAUCAGGGUGAGGGCAAGGCCACGUCAGAGACUCCAGAGGGCCCGGUGGUCGACGUCUUCCGGAUCCAUGACAUUGUCUCUCGCAACGCCUUUGGACCCGGCGGCCAGUAUGGAGAGGAGGGCGCGAGGAACGCAAGCACCGGUCUUUGGGUCUGGGCAGCAUACAUCAACCACUCCUGCAUCGCCAACGCCAAGAAGGACUACGUUGGCGACCUGAUGGUCCUUCGUGCCCUACGACCAAUCGCCAAGGGUGAGGAAAUCUUCCACAGCUACGACGAAUCGAGCAACUACGAGGCGAGACAGAAGGCUCUCAUGACAACGUGGGGCUUCGAGUGCAACUGCGCGCUUUGCGCUGGUGAAAAGACCGACGACGCCAAGUUGCGCCAAAAGCGGCAAAUGUUGGUGAACGACGCAGAUGACUUUGUUUCGACGACGCAUUGGACCAACGCGAAGAGGAUCACCAUUUCCAAGGCUCAGCGUCUAGCGAAAGAAAUCGACGCGACAUACGAAGACAAGAAGUAUGAGGGUGUUCCUCGUCUGGCAUCAGAGAGGGUUCGGGAAUGGCUCACAAAGGCAGCUCCCCGCAAGUGAGCAUGAAGGCCCAUAAAAUUGCGAUUUUGGAUAGACUCAUCGGUUUCGUUACGGACGAGAAUAGCAGAAUCAUCGAAUUGCCUGCAUUAGACAUAGACCUUUACAACUGAAAGGCCGUAUCAGACCACAAUCUACGGCUCAAGCUGAGCGGAUGUUCACACUAGCCACAGCGAUACUACGACCUCUUCUCGAUAUUGAUGGCGGAUGCUUUCAUAGCUCUGGAAGUAUAAGUCAGUCUAUGAUAGACGGCAGAGGCGAUCGACUUGCUUGCGCGAUGCUAGAGAGCCUGGCGGAAUCUCGGCAUAUAAACAACAAAGCAACUAGGAAUUGAAGUCAUCUCAACACCACGCGCCUCAGAUAUCUCUCCUUAAG
This is a messenger RNA of Colletotrichum scovillei, 2492 nucleotides long. Its product is annotated as tetratricopeptide. Lineage: Eukaryota; Fungi; Ascomycota; Sordariomycetes; Glomerellales; Glomerellaceae. Bases 150 to 2120 code for a protein of 656 amino acids. The record is from RefSeq and is a predicted model, not a curated record. The transcript has a single exon. Gene Ontology annotation, molecular function: protein binding.